AUGUUUCAUACGUAAAUUGAUUAGUUUUUUAUUAUUUAUUUAUUAACUAAUUACUAUAUAUAAAAACAAGUUUAAUUAAAGUAAAUUGAAUAAUAGAUGAGUAGUUUGCAUGAAAAUAGAAGUAGAAGUAAAAUGAAAAGAUAAAAAUCUUAUUUUUCUUAGGAAAGUAGAUAGCAAGAAGAUGAUAAUGGGAACUUAUAAUUCUAAAGUGAUGAAAAAAUAGAUAGAUCAUGCUAAAGAUAUUUAUUUGAAUAAAAGCAAAAUCAAUUAGAACAAGGACAUUAAGGGGAUUAAGAUGUAUCUGAAUGCUCUUAAAAUAGUUAUUAUGUAUCAAUUCCUAAUGUAAAAGAUGAUCAAACUAUUUAAUCGCAAUAAAUGUAAACUGAAAAUUACAACUAAAUUGAAUCAAAUCCUCUUAAAUAACCUUAGUCAAAGAGAAUAUUAAAUUCUAAGCUAGAUACUUCAACAAAUAAUAAUAAUAAUUAAACUUAUACUUCCUAAAUAAAAAACUAAGGUGACAGCUCAGUCCAAGAAAUAAGCUUUCCUAUAGCAACAAUGGGUUAUAACUAAUGUAUAAAUUUUAAAACUGAAAGCAGUUAAAUUUAAAAGGAUUAUUCUGAUAUUUCAUUGAAUAAAAAAAUGUAAUGUAGUCCCAAUAAAAGAGGAACAAACUACAAGGUAAAAGAAAAUUAAAGUAAAAUUUACUAAAAAGAAGAGACUUGGAUUUAAGAAGAUAUGAUUUAUGAAAAAAAUAUAAAGCAAUUAAAUCGAAAAAUGACUUUAGCUGUUAUGAAAAUAUAAAAAAAUGCUACUUUAAAUUUAGAUAAGCAUUAGUAGAACUUUCAAAAAGCUACUAACAUAAUUAAUAAAUUACUAAAUAAUUCUAUGAAUAGGAUUAUGAGAAUAAGGCAACAUGUCUAAAAUUUUGUUGCUAUCCUCAAAUCUAGAAUGCCAAAUAAAAAAGUUGAUAAUUUGUCAAUUAAAGAUUAUACAGCUAUAAAUGAUUUGUGUUUCUUCUACAAACAGCAUUAAAAAAAAAAGUAGAAUAGCUUUUUUUAAAAGCAUUUGAAUUUGGUAUUUAAAUUUACUCAAUCUAUACCAAUUUUCAUGCCCACAGGAACAAUCAGAGUAAUAUAACCCUGA
Messenger RNA from Tetrahymena thermophila SB210, 1143 nucleotides. RefSeq names its product cation channel family protein. The transcript has 2 exons. The record is from RefSeq and is a predicted model, not a curated record. NCBI's taxonomy places the organism in Eukaryota, Ciliophora, Oligohymenophorea, Hymenostomatida, Tetrahymenidae.